Molecule: messenger RNA, 1212 nt
Organism: Fusarium fujikuroi IMI 58289
Lineage: Eukaryota; Fungi; Ascomycota; Sordariomycetes; Hypocreales; Nectriaceae
Product: related to carboxypeptidase A
Exons: 5
Coding region: 1-1212 (403 amino acids)
Biological process (GO): proteolysis
Molecular function (GO): metallocarboxypeptidase activity; zinc ion binding
Source: RefSeq, a predicted model, not a curated record
AUGCGGUCCUCUCUUCUCCUCGCUCUUCUCCCUCUGGCUGUUGCCACGGCUGUUCCCAGCUCCAAGAAGGUUGACUACAACGGUUUCAAGAGCCUGCGUGUCACUCUUCCCAAGGGCGCCAAGAAUGCUGUAGCCGAGAUCAACAAGCUCUCUGCUACCAUCCUCAACCCCGGUGCCAAGGAGGAGCUCGACAUUGUCGUUUCUCCUGACAACAUCGAUGCCGUCACCAAGAUCGCUUCCGACACCACUGUCCUCGUCGAGGAUGUCGGUGCUGCUCUUGCGGAGGAGGAGACCUCUGAGAUCUACGCUGUCCCCAGUGAAUCUUGGUUCACCGCCUAUCACAGCUACGCUGAUCACCUCACCUUCCUCAAGGACCUGCAGUCUAGCUUCCCUAGCCAGUCUGAGAUUGUGACUCUUGGCAACUCUUUCCAAGGUCGUGCUCUCACUGGUAUUCACAUUUGGGGUAGCGGUGGUAAGGGCUCCAAGCCCGCCAUUGUCUUCCACGGAACUACUGCCGAGUACAUGGCCUACCAGCUCCUGACCAAAUACAGCAGCGACUCCGCUGUCAAGGCUAUUGUCGACAAGUUCGACUUCUACAUCACCCCCGUUGUCAACCCUGAUGGUUUCGUCUACACCCAGACCACCAACCGUCUCUGGCGCAAGAACCGACAGACUGUCUCUGGCAACUCCUGUGUUGGUCGUGACAUCAACCGCAACUGGCCUUACAAGUGGGAGCUUACUGGCGGUGCCUCUACCAACCCUUGUGACGAGACCUACAAGGGACAAGCCGCUGGUGACAGCCCUGAGCUCAAGGCCAUCAAGGGCCAGAUUGACUCUCUUGCUGCUGGCAAGGGCAUCACUUUCUACGUCGACUUCCACUCUUAUGGACAGUACGUCCUCUGGCCCUACGGCUACGACUGCAGCUUCGUUGCUCCUGAGGAGGCCGCCCUCAAGACCGUUGGUACCCGCAUCACCAACGCCAUCCGCAGUAACUCUGGACAAACUUACACUGCUGGUAACUCUUGCCGCGCUCUGUAUGCCACCACUGGCGACAGUCUUGACUACAUUCAGGGCGUUGCUAAGGCUAAGUACUCUUACACCAUCGAGCUCCGUGACCGCGGUACCUAUGGCUUCAGCUUGCCCGCCAGCCAGAUCCAGGCUACUGUCCGCGAGACUUGGGCUGGUAUCGUUGCUGGUCUGACUGGUCUGUAA